Malassezia vespertilionis is the source of this 2151-nucleotide messenger RNA. It is a transcript of the gene ERG7, whose product is annotated as lanosterol synthase. Gene Ontology annotation, molecular function: lanosterol synthase activity. Gene Ontology annotation, cellular component: lipid droplet. The transcript has 2 exons. The coding region runs from base 1 to 2151 and encodes 716 amino acids. Gene Ontology annotation, biological process: triterpenoid biosynthetic process; ergosterol biosynthetic process. NCBI's taxonomy places the organism in Eukaryota, Fungi, Basidiomycota, Malasseziomycetes, Malasseziales, Malasseziaceae. The record is from RefSeq and is a predicted model, not a curated record.
AUGCCCCCCCCCCCAGGACCUCCGCUUGGGGAGACGGAUUUGCGCCGAUGGCGUCUCUGCGUCUCUGAUGUAGGACGGCAUGUGUGGCACUACUUGGAGACGGAAGAAGAGAUUGCCACAUGGCCUCAGACGCUGGAAGACGAGUACUGGCUUGGCCUCGACAUGGACCUUGCUAGCUUGCCGCGCGCGAGAACUGCGCUUGAAGCCGCCGAAAACGGGAUUACAUUUUACCAGAAUCUCCAAUCGAGCGAUGGGCACUUUGCGGGCGAGUACGGUGGCCCCAUGUUCCUGCUCCCUGGCCUUGUCAUUGGCAUGUACGUAACCAAGACGCCGAUCCCCACGCCCUGGAAAAUCGAGAUUGCGCGCUACCUGUGGAACCGGCAGAAUAAGGAGGAUGGUGGAUGGGGCAUUCACAUCGAGGGCCACUCGACCGUAUUCGGCACAGCACUCAAUUAUUCCGUCCUGCGCCUCCUGGGUGUCGAUGCCGAGCACCCAAUGAUGAUCCGUGCGCGCAGUAAACUGCAUGCACUUGGCGGUGCGACUGGCAUUCCAAGCUGGGGCAAGCUAUGGCUUGCCAUUCUGAACGUGUACGACUGGGAAGGCAUGAAUCCCAUCCCCCCCGAGCUUUGGCUGCUUCCCGACAGUGUCCCCAUCCAUCCAUGGCGCUGGUGGAUCCAUACGCGCAUGGUAUACCUCCCUAUGGGUUUCCUCUACGGUCGGCGCUUCCGCGCCGAGAUGGAUCCGCUGCUGGCGUCGCUGCGCGACGAGCUGUACGUGCAGCCAUACGACUCUAUCCCCUGGUCCCUGCAGCGGAACAAUGUAUGCCAGGCUGACUUGUACUCGCCUCACACACGCGUAGUCGAUAUGCUCUUUGCCGCGCUGGGCAUGUACGAAAAGGUGUGCCCUGCAUUUGUGCGCAAUGCAGGGAUUGCAGCCGCGUACAAGUUGAUCGUGCGCGAGGACGAAAACACAGGCUACCAAUGUUUGGGCCCGGUGAACAAGAUGCUCAACUUUAUUUCGCGGUGGAUUGUCGAUGGCCCCGAGAGUGUUGCGAUGCAACGUCACCGCGAAAAACUAAAGGAUUUUGCGUGGAUGAGUGGGCAAGGCAUGAUGAUGACGGGGACAAAUGGAAGUCAGUUAUGGGAUACAUCGUUUAUCGGCCAAGCGCUUGUGGAUGCAGGCCUUUCCGCCGAGCACAAACAUCAUGCACUUUGUGCCCGAAUUCUUGGCUGGCUGGAUGCGUGCCAGAUCCGCGAGAAUCCCAAGUACUACCGAUCUGCGUACAGGUUCUCGACCAAGGGCGCAUGGCCGUUUAGUACGCGCGAACAAGGCUACACUGUCAGCGAUUGCACCGCCGAAGGGCUCAAGGCCGUCUUGAUGCUCCAGGAAGAGAGCCACAAUGAGCUGGGGCGCCCUGUCUCGUGGGAUCGCCUGCACCAUGCCGUCGACCUGCUUUUGAGCAUGCAGAAUCCCGGCGGUGGGUAUGCGAGUUACGAGACCAUCAACGGCCCCGCGCUCACCGAAUGGCUCAACCCUGCAGAGGUGUUUGGAAAUAUCAUGGUAGAGUACGCGUAUCCCGAAUGCACCACGAGCGUCGUGACGGGUCUGCGCAUGUUCCAGCAGUACGACACGUACCGCAGCGCUGAGAUCGACCGCACAGUGGACGCUGCUGUUGGCUACAUCCUUCGCGCUCAGCGUCCCGAUGGAUCGUGGUAUGGUUCCUGGGCGAUAUGCUUUACCUACGCCGCCAUGUUUGCACUCGAAAGUUUGCGGCAUGCGGGCAUGACGCACGAAAACAGCGAGCCUGUGCGCCGCGCGUGUGCAUUCCUCAUCAGCAAACAGCAGACCGACGGCGGCUGGGGCGAGAGCUACAAGUCGAGCGAGCAAAAGGUGUAUACGCAAGCGCCCACGUCGCAAGUCGUGCAAACCGCGUGGACUGUGAUUGCAUUGCUCCAUGCCAAGUAUCCCCACCAGGAGCCCAUCAAGCGCGGCGUCGAGCUCAUCAUGGCUCGGCAGCGCCCCGACGGGUCCUGGGCGCAAGAACAAAUCGAGGGCAUUUUUAACCACAACUGUGCGAUUUCCUACCCCAACUACAAGUUUAGCUUUACGAUUUGGGCGCUAGGCAAGGCACAGCGUGAGCUGGAUUGGUAG